AGUUGAAAUAUUAGAUAAUUUUCAACUUAAAAAUUAUGUAUACGCCAUCAGUAAGGAAAACAUCUAGAAUAACAGAUGCAGUACCAACAAAAGAGAUAACAAGACACAUAAGUUUCUUGAGAAGCCGUAUGGACAUAGGUGCUGAUGUAGAUUGGUUACGAGGAAAAAUUAUUUUAAAGCCAGAAGAUCAAUUACAAUUAACUGAUGUAGAAUUACAAGAAGAAUUUGCUAGAGUUUUAACUAUACAUAAUACAAGAAUUCCAGAUUCUUUAGUGGAAUGGUCAUGGAAAUUGAAAACAUUCAUAAUGUUACCUCCUCCACCACAUUUAGUAACAUUUCUAAGUAUACCUGGAUUGAUAUUGCACAAAGAUUCUGAGGAAGCCAAAAUACAGUUAGCAGAAGACCUUAUUGUAGAAAUAGAAGAACCUAUUUUGUUAGAAGAAGAAGAAGAGGAAGUUGAAGAAGAAGAAGAAGAAGUGGUGGUAGAAGAAAUAAAAAAGCCAGAAGAACCAAAAGAACAUGAACAUGAGCAUGAACAUGAACAUGAACAUGAAGAGGAGGAAGAAAUUGAAAGAGUAAAACCAAAAAAAAUACCAAAUCAAUUUAAUUUCUGUGAAAGGGCUGCUUUAACUUAUACUAAUCCUAUGCGAGAAACAAGUACUCAAACAAUACCACCUCCAACUGAAUUAUUUAAUACUCAUGUUUUUCAAUGGACAAUAUUUGAUGAAUACCAAGAAGAUUUUGCUCAACAACAACGUGAAAAAGAAAAAGAAAGAAGAGUUCCACUUCCAUUAAAAAAAGAGGAUAUAAAAAAAAAAGCUCAGACAGAAUCUGAUGCAAUAUCAUGUAGAAUGAUACAAGCUGCAAAAACAUUAGAACGAAUGGUGAAUCAAAAUAUUUUUGAUGAAAUAGCUCAAGACUAUAGAUAUUGGGAUGAUCCAAGUGAUGAAUUUAAAACUGAAGGAUCAUUAUUACCCUUAUGGAAAUUUCGUUAUGAAAAAACUAACAAACAUGAUGUUACACACUUAUGCUUCAAUAGUAGAUAUUAUGAUUUAUUUGCAGUUUCAUAUGGAGCAAUGUCAUUUAGUAGUUUGAUAACAAAUGGAAAAGUAUGUUUAUUUACUUUAAAAAAUCCAUCAUAUCCAGAAUGGAUCUGUUCAACUGAUUCACCAGUAAUGUGUUUGGAUUUUAGUGAACAACAUCCACAUCUUUUAGUUAUUGGUACUAUGGAUGGUUCUGUUGCUGUUUACAAUAUAAUGUUGCCACCUUCAGCUCCUCAAUAUAGAAGCAAUGAUGUUAUUCAAAAACAUGGAGGUAUUGUAUGGCAGGUACAUUGGGCACCAGAUACAGAAGAAGGUAAAUUAGCAUUCUACAGUGUUAGUAUUGAUGGGAAAAUAAACUAUUGGAUAUUAAAUCAAAAUGACCUUGGUUUGACAACUGUAAUGACUCUUUUUCUGGAUAGACCACCAAUACCUGGACCAGAUGGAACUAUGAUUACAUUAAAAGGUUGUGGAACAUGUUUUGCAUUUCAUCCUACGAAUCAAAAUAUAUUCUUGGUUGGAACAGAAGAAGGAACAAUUUAUAAAUGUAAUACAGCAUAUAGUAGUGUUUAUAUGAAUACUUAUAAUGAAGCACAUAAUAUGCCAAUCUAUCAAAUAGUUUACAAUAAAUUCAAUUCUAGUAUAUUUGCAAGUUGUUCUGGUGAUUGGAGAAUAAAAAUAUGGGAAGAUGACAGAAUGGAACCUCUUUUUAUGUUUGAUCUUAAUGUUCCAAUUGGAGAUGUUCAAUGGGCACCAUAUAGUUCAACAGUAUUAGCUUGUGUUUCAAAUGAUGGGAAAGUUACAGUUUUUGAUUUGAAUGUAAAUAAAUACAGACCAAUAUGCAAUCAACCAGUUGUUAAUAGAAAGAAAUAUAAAUUAACUAAACUUGCGUUUAAUAAUAAAUUACCAUUCCUUAUAGUAGGUGAUAAUAGAGGUACAAUAAAUACAUUAAAACUGUCACCAAAUCUCAGAUUGAAAGUAAAACCAACCAAGAAACAACUUCAUUUAACUCAUAGAGAAUUAGAAAUUAUGAAAUUAGAAAGAUUAUUAAGUUUUGUACGUGAACCACUUGUUUUGCCACAACCGAAAGAUAUAAGAGUGGUACAUUAAUUAAGUCAUAUUUUUAAUCAUAAAUAUAUUUUAUGUAUGUAUGUAUUUUUUUAAAUAAAAUAUAUUUAAAGAUAUCAUA
Apis laboriosa (Himalayan honeybee) is the source of this 2229-nucleotide messenger RNA. RefSeq names its product dynein intermediate chain 2, ciliary. The transcript has 14 exons. Gene Ontology annotation, molecular function: dynein light chain binding; dynein heavy chain binding. Lineage: Eukaryota; Metazoa; Arthropoda; Insecta; Hymenoptera; Apidae. The record is from RefSeq and is a predicted model, not a curated record. The coding region runs from base 36 to 2150 and encodes 704 amino acids. Gene Ontology annotation, biological process: outer dynein arm assembly; cilium movement. Gene Ontology annotation, cellular component: outer dynein arm.